This is a messenger RNA of Physcomitrium patens, 1777 nucleotides long. Its product is annotated as succinate--CoA ligase [ADP-forming] subunit beta, mitochondrial. Gene Ontology annotation, biological process: succinyl-CoA metabolic process; tricarboxylic acid cycle. Gene Ontology annotation, cellular component: succinate-CoA ligase complex; mitochondrion. The record is from RefSeq and is a predicted model, not a curated record. Gene Ontology annotation, molecular function: ATP binding; succinate-CoA ligase (ADP-forming) activity; metal ion binding. NCBI's taxonomy places the organism in Eukaryota, Viridiplantae, Streptophyta, Bryopsida, Funariales, Funariaceae.
GUUGCUUUGAUUUGCUUGUUGCUUGCUUGGUUGAGUGGCUUCUCAGUGCACUUUCAAUUUGUGCCCCUCCCCGUUGCUGGACUCCGAUCCUCUUCGGCGUCGCUCCUGCCUCCGUCGACAUGGUGCGCCAUGUGGCCUCCCGCCUUCUGGCUCGCCUCGCUGCUCGCUCAAGCCCUGCCCCGUUGCCUUGUCUCCACCAGCAGUCGCGAUCUCUCAACAUCCAUGAGUAUCAGGGCGCUGCAUUGAUGAGCAAAUUCGGAGUGAAUGUGCCCAAGGGUGCCGUUGUCUCUUCCACGUCCGAGAUCGCUAAAGUUCUCGAGGAGCAAUUUCUAGAUGACACAGAGUUGGUGGUCAAGAGUCAAGUGCUGGCAGGUGGUCGAGGGUUAGGUACUUUCAAGAAUGGACUUAAGGGUGGUGUUCACAUUGUCAAGAGAGACCAGGUGGAGGAGAUGGCAGGCAAAAUGCUUGGACAGGUCCUGGUGACUAAGCAGACUGGAGCAGAGGGAAAACCGGUGAACCAGGUGUUUUUGUGUGAAAAGCUCAACUUAAUCAACGAGAUGUAUUUUGCCAUUGCUUUAGAUCGAGCUAGUGCGGGGCCAGUCAUGAUUGCUUGCGCUAAGGGUGGAACCAGCAUAGAGGACCUUGCUGAGAAAUAUCCGGAUCAGAUUAUCAAGGUUCCAAUCAACAUCAACAAAGGUAUUUCAGAUGAAGAAGCCGAGAAAGUUGUGAAAGGAUUGGCUCCAAAGAAGGUCGACAUGCAGCAAGGCAUUGACCAAAUUAAGAAGUUUUACAAGUUGUUCACAGAAACAGACUGUACUCAAGUUGAGAUCAACCCCUUGGCAGAAACGUCAACAGGAGUUAUGAUGGCCGCCGACGCGAAGCUUAACUUUGAUGACAAUGCAGCCUUCCGUCAAAAGGAAAUCUUUGCCAUGCGAGACACAACACAGGAAGACCCUCGUGAGGUUGCUGCUGGAAAGGUGGACCUGAAUUACAUAGGAUUGGAUGGUGAAAUUGGAUGCAUGGUGAAUGGAGCGGGGCUUGCAAUGGCUACAAUGGAUAUCAUUAAGCUCAGUGGAGGGACCCCUGCCAAUUUCUUGGAUGUGGGUGGCAACGCAACUGAGCAACAGGUUGUGGAAGCUUUUAAAAUUCUGACUUCCGACACGAGAGUGAAAGCUAUUCUGGUGAACAUUUUUGGUGGGAUCAUGAAGUGUGAUGUUAUUGCUGCUGGAAUUGUGGCUGCUGCUAAACAGGUGAAUUUGAAAGUUCCACUAGUAGUACGUUUGGAGGGUACGAAUGUGGAUGUUGGGAAGACCAUCCUGAAGGAAAGCGGUAUGACCAUCAUCACAGCUGAUGAUCUUGAUGAUGCAGCAAAGAAGGCAGUUAAAGCUUUGAAGCAAUAGGUGUAUUUCCAUCCCUUGCAAUGUUUCUGAGGGCACACACCAGGGAUUCGUGGGUUCGAGGAAAUGUUGUUGUUAUCAGAUGAGGUCACCAGACAGGUUACACCAGAUGUUGAACCCACUGUAACUAGUGAAUAAUUUCCAGUGAUAUUGAAUAUUCUCAGCUGAUGUCAUGUAUCAUUCUCAGAGGCAACAUUAUUUACGAUUGUUCAGGGUUACUCAAAUUUAAAGGAAGUGUGAAGAAUACGCUCUACUAUAGAUGCGAGAAAAUUAUUUUUUCUCACGAGCCAUGGUUUAGGGUGCAGUUUUUUAUGAGAUCUUAUUUUUUUUGUGAAUCUUGUUCGUUAAUGAGCUUUAAUGAUCAUGAGGUGCUUAGCAUU